Trichomonas vaginalis G3 is the source of this 459-nucleotide messenger RNA. RefSeq lists its product as uncharacterized. The transcript has a single exon. Lineage: Eukaryota; Parabasalia; Trichomonadida; Trichomonadidae. Bases 1 to 459 code for a protein of 152 amino acids. The record is from RefSeq and is a predicted model, not a curated record.
AUGAUAGAUUUCCAGAAACGGGUAGCAUACAUCAGAUUGGAUAAGUUCGAUUUAGGUAAUUUUAAUGUAGAUUAUGGAGCCAAGAUAGUUGCAAGUGUUGGCACAAGAUCGUCGCUUCUUAGAAAUGCCAAAGAUUUUGAUUUCCUUGAUAAAAAUCCACAAAAAGUAUGGGAACUCAGAUACCAUAAUCCCAAUACUACAUCAUUUAUUUUCACAUUAGCGAAAAAGCGUAUAUUCGGUGGAGAUAUACCAAUUGGCGAAGUUGAACUUAAAUUAUCAAAUUUUGAAACAAAUACUGUUGUUAAAUGCGAUUGCAAACUUAGAAACCCUUCAAAUAGAAGACUUAAUUCUACAGUUACACUUUCUAUCCAUGUAUGCGAAGAUGGAUCUGCUCCAUUUAACGCUCCUGAUGCUAACAUUGUAUCAUCAUCCUAUCUUGUUCGCAAAUCUUUCAUGUAA